AUGGCGACGCACUGUACUCUCCGCUCCUUCCACCGCGACUCGUCCUUAAGCGAGUUCUUCCCGUCAAACAGCAAAGGCGUCCUUACGCGCCGCAUGGAUGCGAACGGCAAUGCCGCCCCCGAGCGCCGCAUUCGGCCUGGAGCAUGUGUCGCCCUUCGUACUUUCGAUCAACACGCCAUAUUUGUGGAGAAGGGCCGCGAGGUAGUAGAUGGUAGGGUGACCGAUCGCAUGCUGGCGUUGGUUGUCCAGCUUUGGACGGCCCAACAGCUUCGGGCGUAUGUCGGCUUGAACAAGGUCAUCAACGUGGAUUAUGUCAACGCGCGGCUUAAGGAUGUCUCUAACAAGAAGACAUGGAUUGCUGUCAACCACACCGAGUACGUGGAUUCAGAUAUGGUCAAAGCUGGUAUUACCGAUGAUGAGUUCAACGCUAGGAUGGAACUUGACGAGGAGUUCAUCCUCUUCACCGGCGACGGCCCCGAGCCGGAUCUAGCAGACAGAGAGCGACCGCACACGUAUAUUUUUGUAGAACGCAGGUCCCGUUAG
Molecule: messenger RNA, 543 nt
Organism: Peniophora sp. CBMAI 1063
Lineage: Eukaryota; Fungi; Basidiomycota; Agaricomycetes; Russulales; Peniophoraceae
Source: the annotation of a GenBank genome assembly